CCAAAACAAGAGUGAGCGCUUGAUCUAAACUUAAGAAAGUUUGGAUUUGAUUGUGCUCGUCAACAUUCACCAUGGUAAGCUUUUUUGCGAUUUUUUUUGCUCUCAAAUAUGUCAAAUUAAGUUUCUAUACAUUUUUUUUUGCAUCGAUAGGCAGCAUCAGAUGAACGGUACGCAUUUUUAGCCGAAUGGUACGACCCGAGGGCCUCACUGAUUAGAAAAUACCAACUUCUUUACUAUCCAAGCGAUUCAUCUGUGGAAAUGGUAAACAUGUUACGCUGAUGCCAUUUACAAUUUUACUUUUCACCGAUACACGAGAUGGGUUUCUUCUGCAAGAAUGACACUUAAUCGGUGUACAUAAUCCUUUUCUGAAGUUAAUCAAUAUAUGCAUAGAUUUUUCAUUCGCAUGUUGUAUCAAAAACUGGGAUUUCUCCUUAGUGUAAACUUUUUUACCACGAUUUCGUUUAGUUGAAUGUUACAACCUAAAUCAUUCCUCACAUUUUUCCCGCUGGUCUCAGCUUCAACGAGCAUGUGAAUCUUUUCAUGGCCAUAUUUUGUCAGAUGAUAGUGCAUCUAUUUGUGGUGUACCUCAGUACAGAUGUUCUGCUGUAUGUCUCUGCUACUAACGAGUUUUGAAUUGUACAAUGUCUUUUCCGCAGUAUGACAUAAAAAAUCGUCGCCUCUUCUUGAAACGAUCCAUGAUAGAUGGUCUUCAGGUUCAGCAUCUGUUUAUAGGAGCCAUCGUGAACAUUCAUUCUCGACAGGUACUUGCAACAUUCAGAAAUAAAAACUGUACCUUCUAGUGAUAAAUAAUGGUAUAAGACUGAUGGGAUUCUGAUUUGGUCUGUAACCUUCAGAGUGAUAAACAAAAUUGGAUGAUCAUAUAGCUAGGGUCUGAUUUGUUAAGCAUGAGUAUGAUUUCUGACGGAAUUGGACAACAAAAAGUCCCAUUAUCAUAAAAAGACAAAAGUUAACUUUGCAAAUUGCUUGACAACAGUUCAGACACAUGAUGUGUGAUGCUUUCCUAUUGUGCAGGCAUGAUGUGUUAACUGUCCUAUUACACUCUCUGAUUACAAGCAUGAAGCACACACUGUUCUUUUAGUACUCAAAUUGGGUUGGUGAUAACCAAUCAUGUUUGAGAAUUUUACUACAGUUUUGAUUAAUUACAAAACUGAUAAUUAGUUUCAAACCUUGUAGUUAUUUUUGCUUGUGUUUUUAAAAAGUUGUUUGCAUGUAUUUGUGUCUUCAUUCAAUUCCAAUGGCCCACUGCAGUAGACAUUAUCACAGACUUCUUAGCUCUUAGUAACUUGGAGUAUAUAAUGAAUGAAUGACUUGAACAGUUUUGAACUGCAAAAUUCAUGCUAUUUACUGUCAACUGGUGCCUUAUUUUUUCCUCAUCUCUCAUUCCAGUUGUCAAUAACAGACUAUGCCGAUGAACGCACAUCCAACCUUUUGAGAAACAAGAAUGAAAAGUAAGUAAAUCCUUGGUCUCAAAAUAAUUUAUUUCUUUGCUUCUUGUGACAACCCCACUUAAAAGUUAAUGGUUCAUGUUUGAAACACAGAUUUUUUGUAAUAAUGAUAUUAUUAAAAAUUUAAGUGGCUUAAUUUAUUUGUUUUUUGUAAUUGGCUGUUGUUCCCUAAUAUUAGUGAAGUAACUCACAAUAAAUGCAUGUUUUGCAUAUUACCUCCAGAACACUAGCUAUGAUAAAACCAGAUGCUGUUUCGCAGAUGGGUAUGUCAUGAUUUUAUUCUUUUAAUCCAUGUUGUUAUAAGUAUCUUUUAAGUUCUAAGAAUAUGUGGAGAUUUUCAUGGUGAGAUUCCUGAGGCAAGAUCUUAGGUGUUUUUAGGCUUCUUGACAAUGUAAUUCAUCUUUUUAUGAUUUUAAGGUCUACUUAGGCUAAGCUUGCCUGAGAUAAAUGGGGAGCUAGGUUUAAAGAAUUUUUUUCAUGUCUUGUAAAAGCAUGGGUAAGGAAAAGAUUGAGUCCCAUGCAGAAUCAUACCUCAGUCUUAGAUUGCAUGCUCCUGUGCAUAUCACUGAGCCACAGAGACUCUUUACAAAUCUGAAAAGCCGUCACAAGGUCCAUGUGCGACAUCCAUCUAGCACACUGCUGGGAUCAGAAUUUUCAAAAGCAUCAUGUGCAUAAAUAGAAUAACAGAGAUCAUCAUGGUAAAUUUUUGGCUAGGUUAUGAAAUUGAGAGGAAAAGUUUUUUUCUCGUCACAAGGGCGGGAAAAAGAAGGUUUGAUCUGACUACCGGUACAUGUCAUCCUUCCAGUAUCACUGAUUGAAACAGCCAUGUGGUAAUAAACCAGUUAUACAAUGGUGAGGUCUGCUAUAUUGUUCUCAAUGAGGGACACAUGUCAGUUUCAAGUAAUCACUGAUUUGAAAAGCCUUUUAUUAAAAUUUUAAGGGAAUAUAAUUGACAUUAUCCAUGGAGAAGGCUUCCUCAUUUGUCAAGCAAAGAUGGUUAGGUUGACAAGGUGAAUCUGGGACAUUACUGUCUAUCAAUUAUUAUUAUUAUAGAUAAAUUUAAUCAGAUGUAUAAUAAGCUGAAUUGUAUGCUUUGAUUGGUUCUUAUAAAUGAUGUACAAGAGGACAGACUCACAGCUGAGAUAAUUAACAAAAUUUUGUUUCUUUAUUUGUAAAACAAAUAGAUUCCGUGUUUUCAUGGGUUCACUUAUUGAUCACAUAACACGUCAAAAUUUGGCAAUUAAGGACAUAAACUGCAUCUUGUGUACACUUUCUUGUUCUUAUCACAUUUUGAUGUCAUCUGUGAUCUAUUACUGAAUAGAUGUACAGUACAACAACGUGCAGGAAACCUGUUGGUAAAUCUGAUGAUAAACUUCAAGAAACACUUUUUUGUUGAAUAAAACUUUCAUUCUAACAUUAAGUAAUGAGCAGAUUCAAAUACUAAUUUUAGUGAUGGUCAGGAGACUCAGUAUUAAAGAUAUUUAGUGACUGACUGAAAAACAGUAUAAUAUAAGUUCAUCCUGACAGUUUUUAUUUCCAUACUCUGUAGGCAUGAAGCAUCACUGUUCUAUUCAGAGCACAAAGGGAAACCCUUUUUCAAGUAAGUCUACUAUAUAAUUAAGAAAAAGUAUCAGCUAGGUGUUACAUGUAUUUUCCAGUUUAUAUUAUUAUAAUAACAGCAAGCUCUUGUGUAAAAUUUAUAAUGAAAGCUGUAGCAACAGCAAGGAAAAAUUGAUUAUUAGAAUUAAAAAAACAGACUUAUAGAUGUGGAGUCAGUUUGUUUAAAGACUGCAGCCAUUGCCAUCAAUUUCAAAGCUGAGUCAGAGAAACAAAAUGAUCUAGUAGUGAGUUUUAACAGAAGUAAGUGUAAUAAGAGCUUUUAUUCUGUCAAGCUUUAUUAUGGAAAGGAGCCUAUGGUAGUAUCUAAUUUUUCAGUCUGUAAAUUAUGUAAUUUUCAUGCAUUCUGGUAUCUGAUGGUUAAUGGCUCUGGUUUUAGCUAUUUAGUGGAAUUCAUGGAAAGUGGUCCUGUAGUUGCCAUGGAGUUGAAAGGUGCUAAUGCAAUUACAAAGUGGCGGACACUUUUAGGACCAACAGACUCAGCAACUGCCAGAAUCCAGGCUCCUCUAUCAAUCAGAGCAAAAUUUGGUACAGGUAUGUAUUCAGUCAUGUGGUAAAGAUUCAUAACAUCAUACAGAAUAACCAAAAUUACAUUUAAAAUUAGACAAUUAGAGAAGGUAAAAUAAAGGCAAAUGUGAGUCUGGUAGGAACCAGGAAGGGUUGAGGGUUCUUUAGAAAAUUUGGCAUGGCUAAAAUUCUUCCCAGGGUCAAAACCCUUUUCUUUUUUUAAUGUACUAGUUUUGAUGACAAAGAUGUCCUUAAUAUGCCUUCCCUAAAAUUUACACUCCUAUUUUACUGCAACAGUUGCCUUUUGUUGUUAGCUAUACAUCUUAGAUCAUUUUCAAUAACUUGCCUAUUCUUAACCACUAUGUUGGGAUUUGUUGCAGACACCACAAAAGAUGCUGCACAUGGUUCAGAUUCACCACUAGCAGCUGAAAGAGUAAGAACUUUUAUUUGGUGGUAAAUUAACAUUUUCAGUAAUUAUGUACCAUUGUCUUGCCAAAUUAAUAGCUAUACAAUUCUUUUUGAACUCCACAUAGUCCAUUGCCUUUAGUUAAGAAAAUGAAAAACAGUUGUCGGUAGUGAGUUCAGGUAUAUAGUAACCAGUUCAACAUCAAACAUUGAUCAGUAUGCAUAUUCUCCUUUAACUUUUCUCUAUACAUUUCCCAUAGUACUGACAAAGAGAAUUUGUUUAACAAUCAAGAGAUCCUUGAGUGGAUGGUCAUUUCCUUUAUUAUAGCGUUAAUGUUUGAGUCAGUAUUGAUAAUGCACAGAGAAAUUAGAUGCUCAUCAUUCAUAGGAUUAAUAGACUGAAAGAUUGAAGAAUGCUCUUUAAGUGAAAUAAUUGGCUCUAAAUUUAAGGUAGAAGGAAGCACAAGAGUAACAUUGUAUCUAUCUACCUUGUAUUCUUUCAAAAUAUUUUGAGUAAAAUUUCUUUCUUUUUGUUUUGACUUACAGGAAACAAAUUUUUUCUUUGGUGGCAAAAGCUUCAUUGGAAAAAACACUGCUUCUUUUUCAAACUGCACUCUCUGCAUAAUCAAACCUCAUGCCAUUAUUCAAGGUAUCAUAAAUCAAUGCUAGGUACACAGUCAUGUAAUUUGAUGAGGUUUUGUCAUGAUGCAGUUAAACCUCUCACAUGGCCCAUGUUUAUUUUGUAACUGCCUCUUGUAAUGGUUUCAAAGGAGCCACUUACUGCUGUCUUUAGUUGAGGAUUUUAUUUAUAUCAUAUUUGUGUGCCCUUUUUGCACUCAAAGCUGCUUCUUCCACUACUUGUAAUUGUAUCUUCAUGUCCCUCCUGAGGAAGCUAAGCAAACAGCUCCAGAAGCAAGCAUCAUGAUUUGCAUUUUUUUUUUUUGCCUUAAUUUACACUCUAAGUUCAGUAUGUAUAUUCUCUGUACUAUUCAUUAUUCAUUUCCUAAGAUGCUAUCAAAGAGAAUUUCUUCUUUAGGUAUUGAUCAUUACCUUUAUUCUCAUGACCGUAAUGUUUGAUUCAGUGGUUAUACUUUGAGGAGAAAUUAGAUGCUUGCCAUUCUUACGGGUUACAGGGUUAAUGGUUGUUAAUUAUUUUGCAUUCAGGUAACACUGGCAAAAUCAUAUCUGCCAUAACAAGCAAGGGGUUUGAGAUCUCUGCCCUUCAGAUGGUUAGUAAGAUGAACUACUAUUAGUUACAUGUACAUAAGAGCACUUUUCAUGGGAGAAUUGCAAAACCAAAUUCACAGUAAGUCAUCACAGCAGCUAGGUGGAAGAAAGGAGUAUAUCACAUGUGGCUAAUUAGAGUUCAAGAUUAUAUACUUUCAGGCAAACUGCCUGCUGCACAGGAAAAUACUUGUGACCAAGUGGUAAUUGUUGUUAUCAUGGUUAUAAUUUGUAUCUGAUUGGUUGAAGAGGGUGGCGUAAAUUUUUUUAAGACCAAUCACAAAGAUUUGCGGAACAAACCAAUGCAAUCUUUGAUGUAUUGAAACUCAAUUUAAGAUUUCUCUAUUUGGAACUGAGAAUGUUGAUGGUCUCUGGUCACGUCUGUAUGAUAAGGUAUGAAUAUUAGUUUUCCUCUGAUCCUCAGUUCCAUCUUGAAAGAGCAAAUGCUGAAGAAUUUUAUGAAGUUUACAAAGGUGUUGUAAAUGAAUACCAGGUGAGGUGCCGCACAUGAACCACUUUUGAACCUUUAACCCUUUAACUCUCAAACCAAGUUUGUAAUUCUCCUUGCUGUCAACCAUACAAUUCUUACAAUUUUGGUUCAGAGAAUUUAGUAUUGGAUCAACUAAUCAUCCCCAAAUUGAUAUUUUUCUUAAUUCUCGUCCCCUAUCUGGUUGAUAUUGUAUUAAUAUUGUAAGGAGAAAUUCUGUCUUGGUCACUCAUGAGAAUUAAAGGGUUAACCUUCAGAAGUGAUUAACCUUUAACUCUUUACACCCUAAGGGUGAUAAGCAUCCAAUUUCUCCUUGCUGUAUCACCCCUGAAUCACACAUUAAGGUCACAAGGAAAAUGAUCACCAACAAAUUCUCCCUGUCAGAACCAUAGGAAAUGUAUAGAGAACACUCUGGAGAAUGUACAUACUGAUGUUAGGGUGUAAAGGGUCAACUUCUACAUAUAAGAUCCAAUCCCAUGCAUUAUCCAGCAGGUAAUGAGAAUACUCAAACUGAUCGUGUAGAAGUUGUUAUCUUGCUUCAACACCAAAUUGCCUUGACAAAUUUACAAGGAGGUGUGUAACAGCUAGAGGGAAGAAUUAACAUUCUGAUCUUAGUCGUUAAAGAGUAAAGCAAAAGAAAUGAGAUUUCAUCCAAACAUGAGUUCUUGAACCUCUCUGUUAUUGUAUUUUUCUUUGUUCUUCCUUUGAUUGCUAAAUUCAUUUUGGAUGAAUACUCUUUCCGAAUUCGAGGAAUUGUCUUAAAAACACCACUCGUUAAGACACCGUUAAAUUCAAAUUCUUGAUUUAUUCGGUAGUUAAGUAUUAUUAACGGAAUUGAUAACGUAAAUUGAGCAACGUAAAGAGUUUUAAGGUGGACGUUUCGAGCGUUACCCCUUCGUCAGAGCGAAUAAAAGUUUGAAACUCUUUACAGUGGUCGAUUUACGUUAUCAACUCAGUUGAUAAUACUAUAUCACCUUGUCAUACUCUCCCACUAACUAACCCCCUUGAUUUAUUUGGUUUGUUCCUCUCACAAUUAGAGUAUGGUCGAGGAGCUGUGUUGUGGACCGUGCCUUGCUAUGGAGAUCAGAGCUCCUAAUGCACCAGUAUCAUUCAGAGAAUUCGUCGGUCCUACCGAUCCAGUAAGCUUAUUAACCAAAUUUACCAUGCGCUUCUUCGCCUUACUUAAAGUUCCUUUAAGGUCCAUAAUUUCCGGGACGUGAAAAGAAAAAUUGUUUCAAAGAGACAAAACAGUAAUCGUCACUAUGUGGGCGCCUGUACUAUUUCUAGCACUGCUAGACAAGAAGAAAUUAGUUCUUUUUCACUUUGAAAUAAGCUUUUGUCCGUGAAGUUAUAUUUCCUAGAAUUCGUGUCACUUAACACGAGACCGCUAUGUUUGUUGUCGUAAAUAUUGCACGAUUCAAUAUUAAAUAUUCAAUGUUGCGAGGGAAGAAUUGUGCAAAAGUUAUAAAACACUGACCUGAACCAAAACAAAUCGUUUUUUUUGUUUUGUUUUGUUUUGUUCUUUUUUUCUUUUUUUCAGGAAAUCGCUCGCCAUCUACGCCCUGGAACAUUGCGGGCAAUGUUUGGCAAAGACAAGAUAAAGAAUGCUGUCCACUGCACUGAUUUACCAGAAGAUGGACUGAUAGAGGUUAGCGUAAUUGUUUUUCUUUGUCUCUACUAUUGACUUGCAACUCCUGUGAAGCCCUGACCGUCAAGUUUUCUUCUUUGAUUUUCUCUAAGGACGGCUUAUAGGAAAUUUUUUCCUUAAAGGUCUAUAUCCACACUUCUCUGCUGCCGCCAGCUCAGUAGCCUUUUCUGUAGUUUGAUUGUUCAAGAGGAAUCACUUGACACAAAAGACUCAGAUUGAUUGGUUAGCACCGUAUUGUAACAAUUGUAGCAAGGUUGCAAAGGGGUAUUUUCCAAUUCUUUGAAGUUUCAGCCGGUAAUUUCAUUCCAUUUUUUUUAUGAUACAGGUGGAGUACUUCUUCAAAAUAUUGGAUAACCAGCAGCGGUCUUGAUUGAAAAAUGCUCUCUUAUGAAAAUUCCACCAUUGUACACACAGUUACACUAUCCAUGUCAGUUAACUUAUCACCUACUUCCUUGUUUCAUGUACAGAUAGUUUACGUAAAAUAUUAGAGUGAACAUGUACAUAGUCAAAUAAUAAAAUUUUCUUAAUCAAACUAACUUUUUAGAGUACAUUUUUGGGCAAAUAUUUCACGGUGGAAGUUAUGCUGAUUGAGAUGAGACGAAUGGAAUGAGGUGGAUUUUAAAGUUUGGUAUCUGUGAUGAUAUUAACAUACGACGUUAAUUUUUAAUAAAGAUUAAAA
Molecule: messenger RNA, 8033 nt
Organism: Pocillopora meandrina
Lineage: Eukaryota; Metazoa; Cnidaria; Anthozoa; Scleractinia; Pocilloporidae
Source: the annotation of a GenBank genome assembly